ACUUUAGAGACCUAUACACUAUACUCAGUAAACUGGACUAAGUCUUCUGUAGCACUUGUUACAUAUUUUAUUAUAUGAAUGUUAUAGCUUAAUGGUCAUGUCAUCGUUACGUGCAUUAUUUGUAAUUAGAAAUUGCAUUUCUAAGACUAAGUGUAAGAAUAACAUUGGGCCUACAUUACAAAGUGUAAGAUGUGCCUCAACUAAUCUCUUUGAACUGCCAGAGACUCAUGCCCUUUUAAAGAAAACAUGUAGAGACUUUGCAGAGAAUGAGCUUAUGCCUAUUGCUGGUCAACUUGAUAAAGAGCACAAGUUUCCUACUGAACAGAUAAAAAAACUUGGCCAAUUAGGUCUACUAUGUGUUGAUGUACCUGAGUCUGAAGGUGGGACUGGUCUGGACUACUUGGCUUAUGCCAUCGCUAUAGAAGAAAUCAGUCGAGGGUGUGCAUCUACUGGAGUUGUUCUCAGCGUUAAUAAUAGCUUAUACCUUGGUCCUAUUCUAAAAUAUGCUACACCCAAACAAAAAGAGAGCUUCCUAAAGCCUUUUUUAAAUGGAGAUAAAAUUGGAUGUUUUGCACUAAGUGAACCAGGAAAUGGUAGUGAUGCAGGGGCAGCUUCAACUGUGGCCCAGCUUAGUUCUGGCAAAUGGACACUUAAUGGGACAAAAGCUUGGAUAACAAAUGGUUAUGAAGCUUCUGCUGCUGUGGUUUUUGCAACAACAGACAAAAAACUCAAACACAAAGGUAUUAGUGCCUUCCUUGUCCCAAAGCCAACUGAUGGGUUGUCUUUGGGUAAGAAAGAAGAUAAACUAGGCAUAAGAGCCAGCUCUACUUGUUAUUUAAUAUUUGAAGAUUGCAGCAUCCCAGAGGAGAAUAUGCUGGGUAAACCUGGUAUGGGAUUUAAAAUAGCUAUGCAAACUUUAGAUGCAGGUAGAAUUGGCAUUGCUUCUCAAGCUCUAGGAAUUGCUCAAGCAUCUCUUGAUUGUGCUGUGGAUUAUGCUAUGAAAAGACAGUCUUUUGGAAUGCCAAUAGCUAAAAUGCAAACAAUCCAGAAUAAAAUAGCAGACAUGGAAGUACGUUUAGAGAGUGCACGUCUACUAACUUGGAAGGCAGCCAUGUUGAAAGAUGCAGGGAAAAACUUUACUAAAGAAGCAGCUAUGGCCAAACUGGCAGCUUCAGAGACAGCAACCUUUAAUGCUCAUAAUGCAAUUCAAAUACUGGGAGGUAUGGGUUAUGUGACUGACAUGCCAGCUGAAAGACAUUAUAGAGACGCUCGGAUCACCGAAAUUUACGAAGGGACCAGCGAGAUCCAGAGGAUUGUUAUUGCCACUAAUGUUUUUAAAGAGCACGGCUUUUAAACUGUUUUGUAACUGUAUAAGCCGAGAGGGAAACAAGUUUUGAGUUAACUAAUUCUCUUGCUAAAGCUCAAUACACCAAGUUCAAUAGAUUUGAUGGUCUUUCACUCAUCUGCCGGUGACAAAUGUAUGUCUGCUUAAUUGAUGUAUUUAAUAUUUAUUCUGUUUAUAAUGCAUAACCUAAAUGUUCAUAUUAAUACUUUCACUUACUUGAUAAUGUAAUUUUGUUACUGCAUAAACUAAUCAACAGUUGUAAUUUUAAAUGGCUAAUAAAAAUGUUUUUCUUUUGUAAAAAACAUGUACCUUUUGAAUGAUCUAGCAUCUUGUUUUGUGGUUGUAUCUUAUCAAUAAGAUUAAGUAACUGGGUUAAUCUGCUAUGUUUUAGACUAGUCUUUGG
Physella acuta is the source of this 1748-nucleotide messenger RNA. Its product is annotated as short-chain specific acyl-CoA dehydrogenase, mitochondrial. The record is from RefSeq and is a predicted model, not a curated record. Gene Ontology annotation, biological process: butyrate catabolic process; fatty acid beta-oxidation using acyl-CoA dehydrogenase. Gene Ontology annotation, molecular function: short-chain fatty acyl-CoA dehydrogenase activity; flavin adenine dinucleotide binding. Gene Ontology annotation, cellular component: mitochondrion. NCBI's taxonomy places the organism in Eukaryota, Metazoa, Mollusca, Gastropoda, Physidae.